UGACCAUGCUAAGCAGAGCAGAAAAGACACGCCCCGGAAAUUUCAUCUUUACAAGCUACAAUUUCAGUGGCCCUGACCUUUUUCUUGCAUACGCAUGUCAUGUACCCACGUCUCUCCUGCGAAAUUGUCUAGUAAUUUCCUUGACUGGACCCAUUCGAUGAAGUUCAAUUUAAUGUCGCACCCUCGAAUCUAGUGGCGCCACCAAUUUAUAUGUAUCCGUCGUUGACGACUAUGCCAUCUUAUAACCCCCGAGCCUCCUACAGAGUUGAAUUCGUGCCUCUCAGAUGCCUUCUUCCUGUAUCCUUUGUUGAGCUCGACAUCUUCCCACUGUACUUGAGGCAAUCAGACCAUCAUGCUGCUAAACCUACUGGUGCUAGCAUUUCUACUUUUUGGAGCCGGCAACCUUGCUUUCAACCUUCCGUCUGAUGGGAUACUGAGGAUCGCUCUCAAGAAGCGGCCUUUGAAUCUUAACAACAUCCAUGCGGCAACAAUCUAUGCCGGACACUUGGGAAACUUCACUGGCCACGUGGAAUCCCUAGAACGAAAUGUUGUGUAUCUGAAGAACUACUUGGAUAUGCAGUAUUAUGGUGAGAUUAGUCUCGGUACACCACCACAACAUUUUGAUGUUGUCUUUGAUACUGGCAGUGCUAAUCUUUGGGUCCCAUCUUCAAAAUGCUUCUUUUCUGUUGCAUGCUAUGUACACUCCAAGUAUAGGUCAAGGCAAUCCAGCACAUAUACAGAAAUUGGAAAAUCUUGCAAAAUCCCUUAUGGCUCGGGAUCCAUCUAUGGAUUCUUUAGCAGAGAUAAUGCAGGACUUGGAGGUAUCACAAUUAAGGAGCAGGUGUUCACUGAGGCAACAUGGGAAGGACUGUUCACGUUCUUAGUUGCACAAUUUGAUGGGAUACUUGGACUUGGAUUUCAGGACAUUGCUAUUGGACGUGUAACUCCAAUUUGGUAUACUAUGCUUGAUAUAUUCAUUAAACUUUUUUUUUUUGGGGGUAGAGCUUCCGGAUGUGUACGAUUCUGUCUUUAG
Messenger RNA from Coffea eugenioides, 1033 nucleotides. RefSeq names its product aspartic proteinase A2-like. Gene Ontology annotation, biological process: proteolysis. Bases 353 to 1033 code for a protein of 226 amino acids. The transcript has 5 exons. Lineage: Eukaryota; Viridiplantae; Streptophyta; Magnoliopsida; Gentianales; Rubiaceae. The record is from RefSeq and is a predicted model, not a curated record. Gene Ontology annotation, molecular function: aspartic-type endopeptidase activity.